Molecule: messenger RNA, 798 nt
Organism: Acanthamoeba castellanii str. Neff
Lineage: Eukaryota; Discosea; Longamoebia; Acanthamoebidae
Product: Ubox domain containing protein
Exons: 6
Coding region: 1-798 (265 amino acids)
Biological process (GO): protein ubiquitination
Molecular function (GO): zinc ion binding; ubiquitin-protein transferase activity
Source: RefSeq, a predicted model, not a curated record
AUGAGCCAGGGGGAUGAGUUCAGUGACGAGAGCGUGCCGGAGGAGUUCUGUGACCCCAUCACCCUCAUGCUGAUGGAGGAGGCGAUGAUGGCCUCGGGCUGCGGCCACAGCUUCUCCAAAGAUUCCAUCACUACUUGGCUGCACCAGAACCACCCAGUGUGUCCCGUGUGCAAGCACUCGCUCACCUUGGAGCAGCUGGUGCCCAACUACGCGCUGCGCUCAGUCAUUGAACGAUAUGGGGGCAAGGGUAAGGGCAAGAACAGUAGUGUGAACGCCCAGACCAAGAUGAACCAGCGUGCACCGAUGAGCUCAAAGGCUCGCCUCCUGUCUGCGCUGGAAUCGACGCAGAGGCGGAUUCUCCCCCUUCAGCCCCACAGGCGGGUGAUCUCGAGCAGGGCGCUUGCGGGGCCAGUCUACUGCUGCCUGAAGGCACACAAACUCGAGCAAUACGGGAUGCACACAGGAAACAACAAGUCCUGCCCCUGGUACGCUCUGGACCUGCGAAGGCGCAUGUAUUCAUCGCCUUCAGAGGCUACGUGCAUCUACUGCUAUGGAACGGACAGCACCUACUGCCGCCGUACGACGGCUAGUGUGUGCCUGCCCCUGUUCUCGCUCCUCUUGCUCGUGAUUAUGUCGGUUGAGCUGGUGUUUCUGUUCAGCUUCUGGUGCCUGUCGGUGUUCCUGCUUUCGCCCCUCUGGAUCCUUGCCCGAAUCCCCAUCACCAUGCUCUGCCCGCUCUACUACGAGUCCCACAUCAAGAACACCUGUUGGAACCGAACCUUCGGCUGUGGCACAUAG